AUGGAGCUUCCCAGUUACAGCAAGCAGCUGCUGCAGCAGCUGUACGCUCUCUGCAAGGAGCAGCACUUCUGUGAUUGCACCAUCUUCAUUGGGAACGUUCAUUUUAGAGCACACAAGGUGGUUUUAGCUGCUGCCAGCCUGCUUUUUAGAUCCCUCUUGGACAGCACAGACACCAUCUCCAUCGAUGCUUCUGUGGUGACCCCUGAGGAGUUUGCACUCUUGCUGGAGAUGAUGUACAGUGGCAAACUCCCACUGGGGAAACAUAAUUUCACCAAAGUUAUCUCCGUGGCAGAUAGUCUGCAGAUGUUUGAUGUGGCUGUUAGUUGCAAAAACCUCCUUAGGGACCUCAUCAGCUGUUCUACUCUGGACCAGGUAGUGAGAGAAGUCUCCAGCCAGGCAGCAGACUCGUCUGGAAACCAUGCUGAAGCUAAUGACCUGCCCCAGUCUGAAAAACCUGAUGAAGGACAAACACAUAUCCUCCUCUCUCGGAGCGUUUCCCCUUUUCCUGGCCCUGUAGAAGCAGAAAUGGAAGCAGAUGUUUCUCCUCCUGGCCAAGAACUUACCGUGAAUCACACCUGGGUUCACCAGGACGUGAUGUCAAGUGACUCCAGAUCCCUCCAGGAGGAUUCAGGCACUCGUCCUGACCAGCCUGCCUGUGCCAAGCCGGGUGGCUGUGCGGAAGAGGAGCUUGCUGAGCCUCUGGAGGAGAAAGGAGGAGCGAGGGGUUUAGACAGCAAAAGCUGUGAACUGGAUUUCUUUCUUCAGUAUGAAAGUGUUUUCUCUGAGGCCCUUUCUGAUGCCCAAGAUGUGCUGAAAAGACUAGAAGAGUGCAGAGAAAUUGCUGCCUCUCAAAAGGAGGCUCUGGUUGUCUGUCUGGCAGAGGCAGGGGAAGAGUCGGUGUUCAAGAAGCUGCUGAGCAAAGUGAAGGAUGCUCAGGCCCUGGAUGCUCAGACCAUCGUGUCUUUACUGAAACUGUUUCAAGAUGCAAAUCCGAAGCUGAGAGCGGCUUUGCUGGAGAGGGAACAAGGCAGCGGAGACACCCUGCAGCAAACAGAGAGCACAGAUGAGGGCGAGACACUGACCACUCGGUUGCUGGGAUGCAGGGAGGAGCUGAUCCAGAGCGUGACACAGCUGAGCCCCAUCGUAGAGUUCUUGGAGGCAGCAGAAGAGGGAUUCCUGACCGCCUCAGAGAAGCGGGUAGUUUUGGAUUGCUGUGAAGGUGGUUCUCAGAGGGAAGCCAUGGACAAUCUGCUCAGGAAGGUGAAUGAAGAGAAAACUCUGAAAGCGGAAAGUUUGGUCAAACUUCUGGGGGCUGUGAAAGCAUCAUUCCCUGGUCUCCGCAUUCUGCUAGACAGCUUGGUGGCAACAGCAAGUGUCUCUGAUGGCAAAGCCAAAUGGAGCUCAGAGGAUUAUGGAGCCAAACUGUUGAGACAAUACCGAGAAAACUUAGUGGAGCUCCUCACAGACACCCAGACGCUGCUGCAGGGCAUCUCUGCUGCACAGAGCCUGUCCCCAGCUGAGAGAGAGGCAAUGGAGCAGGUUGUGAAGCGCGAGGCUGGCGGUUUCGCCUCGCUUGUGUCGGCAGCGCUGGAGGAGCGGUCUCUGUCGGUCUCUGCCGUUUGGCAGCUGCUGCUGGCUGUGCGGGAACCUGCACCGCUGAACCUGCUGAUGGAGGAGAUCCGGAAACAACCCGAUGCAGAGUUUUUCUUCCGAGCAGUGGCCACCAGCGAGAGCACAGCCAUUGAGAUCAUCCUGCGGCACCGCAAGCUGAUCUCAGAGGCCAUCAAGCAGAGAGUGGACCUGGAGGGCUUGGCUCCGGGUGAGGCAGGACUCACAGAAAUGGUGAAAGAGCUGCUGAGAGUUUCUGCUCAGAAGGAAAGUUCAGAGGCCUCAUUGAAAGCAGCUCUGAGCAUAGCCCAGGAGAAGUCUGUCCCAGCCAUCAAGAUCUGUCAGCUGCUGUGCAAUGUCCAUGAGUCCUUCCCGGACCUGCAGCCAGUGAUGCAGGAGCUGGGGCAUGUGGGUCUCUUGACUGAGGGAAGUGGGGAGAAACCUGGGAUCAGGAAGUGGAAGGUGAACAGUGAAUCCCAAGUUGAAGCUCUGGACAAAGAUGAGUACAAGGUGGGAGGUGCCGGUGCCAAGGAGCUGAAGGAACCCCAAGAAAAAGCUUCUUCCAAGAAGAGUUUUGUCUGCAAAGCCUGCGAAAAGACCUUCCACUUCUACUGCCGCCUGAAGGUGCACAUGAAACGUUGUCAGGUGGCCAGAGGAAAGCAAAUCCAGUGUAAGGAGUGCAGCGAGGUCAAAUCGACAAAGAAGGAGCUGGAGAAGCAUCAGCUGGAGGUUCAUGGAGUGGUGGGGACAGCCAAGAAGAAGAAGAAGCGGCUCCCCGUGGUGUGUGACAUCUGUGGCCGAGAGUUUGCUCAUGCCUCAGGGAUGCAGUACCACAAGCUGACGGAGCACUUCGACAAGAAGCCCUUCUCCUGCGAGGAGUGUGGGGCCAAGUUUGCAGCCAACUCCACACUGAAGAACCACCUGAGGCUGCACACGGGGGACCGGCCCUUCAUGUGCAAGCAUUGCCUGAUGACCUUCAUGCAGGCCUCGGCCCUCGCCUACCACACCAAGAAGAAGCACGCUGAGGGGAAGAUGUACGCCUGCCAGUACUGCGACGCCGUGUUUGCUCAGUCCAUCGAGUUGUCGCGCCAUGUCCGGACUCACACGGGGGACAAGCCGUACGUCUGCCGGGAGUGUGGGAAAGGCUUUCGCCAGGCCAACGGGCUCUCCAUCCACCUCCGGACCUUCCACAACAUCGAAGAUCCCUAUGACUGCAAGAAGUGCCGGAUGAGUUUUGCCACCCUGCAGGAGCACCGCAAGCACAUCCACGAAGCCCACUCCCGGGAGUACCACCCCUGCCCCACCUGCGCUAAAGUCUUCAGUGCCCCAUCACUCCUCGAGCGCCACAUGGUGACCCACGUCGGGGGAAAGCCCUUUAGCUGUGAGAUCUGUGACAAGGCUUACCAGCAGUUGUCAGGGUUAUGGUAUCACAACCGGACCCACCACCCCGAUGUCUUUGCAGCUCAGAAUCAUCGCUCCUCCAAGUUCUCCUCCCUGCAGUGCAGCUCCUGUGACAAAACCUUCUCCAGCACUGCAGCUCACCGAAAGCACGUCAAGGCAGAGCACGCAGACGUGAAGUUCCAUGAGUGUGAGACGUGCAAGGAGCUCUUCCCCACGCCGGCUCUCCUGCAGGUCCACGUGAAGUGCAGGCACUCAGGCUCCCAGCCAUUUCACUGCUUGUACUGCUCAGCAUCCUUUCGCUUCCCAGGGGCCCUGCAGAACCAUGUCACCAGCGAACACUUCAAGCAGACAGAGAGCACCUUCACCUGUGAGCUCUGUGGGGAGCUCUUCCCCUCCCAGGACAAGCUGGAGGGGCACUACAGCGCUGAGCAUCCCAAAGAGGUCUUCUCCCAAGCCACCACAGCCCAGAUUGUGCAGGUGAUUCAGACGUUGGAGCACGGAGCAGCAGAGCACAUCAUCUCUUUUGAUGACACCCAACUUGCUGGCUCCCAAGUCUUUGUGACAUUGCCUGAAUCCCAAGUGAGCCAAACUGGCUCAGAACUGGUGGCAGUGACUAUGGAGGACUUGUUUGAUGACAAAGUCACUCUGAUUUGUGAAGAAACCAAGUGA
Leptosomus discolor (cuckoo roller) is the source of this 3678-nucleotide messenger RNA. The record is from RefSeq and is a predicted model, not a curated record. NCBI's taxonomy places the organism in Eukaryota, Metazoa, Chordata, Aves, Leptosomiformes, Leptosomidae.